AUGUACUCCUACGCCUGCCUGCCGCCCGGGGAGGGCGUCUGGCCUCGGCUGCAGACCCUCACCUACACCUACCUGCCCGCCCCUCUGUUGCUGCCGCCCAUCCAGACCCACAACUUCUGCAGCCGGCCGGCCCCGCGUGAAUUCCACUGCUUCCAUAGUGCGGGUGCGGCGCUGGCCUCCACGCCGCCCUGGUGGGCCUUCCCGCCGCCGGGUGCCGCGACCCCCGGCUCGUCGUUCCCCGCGGCCCGCGAGCCUGCACCAUUCCAGCCUGCGCCGGACGCCGAGCGCUGGGUGCAGUGGCCCGAGGGCAGCAGCCUGCAGCUGCAGCUGCGGUGGGGACGCGUGGAGCGCACCAGGGGGCCGCCCCUGCCGCUGCCAGAUGCGGUGCGCCGCCAGCUGCGGCGCGUGUACGGCACCUACCCACGCACCGACGUGCGCGUCACCCAGCGCGGCGGCCAGUUCCUGCUGCGGGCCUCGCCGCGCGUGGGCGAGCCCGAAUACCGCGUGGCGCGGCGCGUGAUACGCCGGCCGGCCGGUGGCGGCGAUGGGGACAGCGGGGACAGCCGGGCGGCUCCGGAGGCGGCGCAGCCUAGCCGCCCCAAGAAAAAGCAAGGUCUGCGCUGA
Messenger RNA from Onychomys torridus (southern grasshopper mouse), 624 nucleotides. It is a transcript of the gene C1H10orf95, whose product is annotated as chromosome 1 C10orf95 homolog. The record is from RefSeq and is a predicted model, not a curated record. The transcript has a single exon. NCBI's taxonomy places the organism in Eukaryota, Metazoa, Chordata, Mammalia, Rodentia, Cricetidae. The coding region runs from base 1 to 624 and encodes 207 amino acids.